AUGACAGGACUUGAUCAAGCGCGCGAGCAAAGAGACGUCGCCAAGCGAAUUGCGGACCAGGCCAACGAGACGAUACGAAAAGUCGAUAACCGGAACACGGUCAAGGCGCUCGAGGCCCGCGUGGACGACUGGAAAGGCCACCAGCUGCACAAUUUCGGCGAGCUCCUGCUCGAGGAUAUUUUCAUCGUGACCAAGGCCGAGGUCGAUCGCGAGUACCACGUCUUUUUGUUUGAAAAGAUCAUCUUGUGCUGUAAAGAGGUUGUCGCCAUGGACCCGCGCAAGGCCGGGACGAUCGGCAAGGUCAGCAAGAGCGGGUCGCUCUUGAAGAAGCAGCAGUCGUUGGGGCCUGGUGGGAUGCCUUCCCCCGCGUUGGGAGCUGGAGCCAAGAGGAAGACGCCGUUGUUGCUCAAGGGGAGAAUUUUCUUGAAUAAUGUCACCAAGACUGUCGCUGGCAAGCCCAGCCAUGCUUUGCAAGUUUGGUGGCGCGGAGACGACGACCUCGAGUUUUUCACGCUACGAUGCCGAUCCGAGGAGCAAUUGACCAAGUGGGAGACCAAUAUAAAUCAAUUAAUUAAAGAGAAUGCGAAUCGACGAGCGAGCGACCGUGCCGCACGGCAACAACAUGAUCGGGCCUUGUCGACCAGUUCGGCACUGAGCUAUGCCGCCACCCCUCCCCCCUACUCUUCCAACCAACCCCUCCCCCCCUAUCCUGGUCCCCGAACGCCAAGGCUCCAUGGCCAUCCGUUUGUAGCGCAAGAGGAUGACGGAGACUAUCCCGCGUCUGGACGGGCGACCCCAUUGGAAGCUCGCCGGUCCCAGCCGCCUGAGCGGGAACGCGAGCGCGGAGAAUACGAGCGACCACUACCGACAACACCCCCGCCCAUGCCUCCCCCAACCGGUGGAUUGCCUUCGAUCCCUCGGGGCGCACCUUUGCCUCCGCGCGGUGGAUCCGAGGCGAGCUUUGGACCCGGUCGGGAGCCCAGCUUUAGUUCGAGUCGGCCCGUGCAGAAUUUACGGAGCAAGUUUAGCUCCACCCGGUUGCGCUCGGCGUAUGAUAGCCAGAACGCGAGUACGGAGAGUAUGCCCAAGGUCCACGAGGGCGGACAUCCAGGGGAAGAUCAUGACGGCCAUGUGUCGCGCGAGUCGGCAACUACCCCUACCCCGCGCAACGGGUCCGCGCCUCCUCACUUGCGGAUGCGGAGCGCGAGCCAGCCGAGCGCAUAUGUAGCUGCACCACCCCAACAACCUCCUCCACCCGUACCGCGAUGGAAUGGCAAUGGCUCGGCGAGCUCGCUGGGCACUUCGCCAGAGGAAAAACGGGGAAGCGGGUCGAGCGAGAGUACGAAUUUGAGCUCCGAGUACUCGCCCACCAACACCCAGAGUCCGAUUACGCCGUUUGGAGACGGUGCGGGUAUAGCGCGGCGAUUACUUGGGUCGGGCGAGUCGGUACGCGUCAAGGUGCAUUACAAGACGGAUUUGUUCCAGAUUAUCGUCCCCCGGGAUACGGUUUUCAAUGAUUUGGUAACCAAGGUGGCCCACAAGGUACGGUUGUGCGGCGAAGCCGGGGAGCGAGAUGCACCGUUGCGAGUUAAAUACCGGGACGAGGACGGGGACAUGAUUUCGCUCGGAUCCGACGACGACGUGCAAAUGGCAUUUGACGGAACGAGGACGGCCAGCGGAGGUGUUGAGCUUUGGGUCUCAUAG
This is a messenger RNA of Rhizoctonia solani, 1704 nucleotides long. Its product is annotated as Rho guanine nucleotide exchange factor scd1. Gene Ontology annotation, molecular function: guanyl-nucleotide exchange factor activity; protein binding. NCBI's taxonomy places the organism in Eukaryota, Fungi, Basidiomycota, Agaricomycetes, Cantharellales, Ceratobasidiaceae. The record is from RefSeq and is a predicted model, not a curated record. The coding region runs from base 1 to 1704 and encodes 567 amino acids. The transcript has 4 exons. Gene Ontology annotation, cellular component: division septum; cytoplasm; nucleus. Gene Ontology annotation, biological process: septin ring organization; establishment of cell polarity.